UCGGGGCGGUCGGCGGAGCGCGCGGCUCGGCGAUGUAUCUCCGCCGGGCGGUCUCCCGGACCCUGGCGCUGCCCCGGAGGGCGCCCCCGAGCCCCGCGCCGCUCGGGAAGGGCGCAUCCCUCCGCCGGAUGUCAUCCAACAAACUCCCUGGAACAUCAAGAUCCAAUAUGCUUUAUUACCUGGUUGUAGGCGCCACGGUCAGUGCUGGUGGAUAUUACACUUAUAAGACAGUCAUAUCAGAGCCAGCCAAGCACACAGAACAUACAGCCGAUUUCAAAGGGAAGAAAAAAGCAGGGCUACAUCCAUUUCAAGAGAACAGAAAACUAGAGGGCACCCCAGAAGACAAGGAAGAGUAUUCGGGAGCCACUGAAGAGUGUGACUUGGGAGCCGAGGCGAGAAGCCUGGAGGAGACUCCAGAGGCCGAGGCGGUCGAGGAGGCCACCCCAGCGGAGGCCACGCCGGUGGCUUCUGCCACCGGGCCAGAGGUUCCAGCUGAGGCCCCGGGCAAGAGCUGGGAGGCCCGUUCCGCAAUGGGCCCCGAGGUGAGUCACGCAGCGCCGGACCAGGAGUGUCCCCACUGUCCCAGCCAUGGCACCCCAGGGAGCCCCGAGCCGGGCCACGCACCGCCGCCAGCCGCCCCCCGGCCCUGCGCCCAUCACGAUGUCCCGGAAGGCGCCGGCGUGGACCAGGAGAUGGCCUCGGCCCACGACCAGUAG
Messenger RNA from Perognathus longimembris pacificus (Pacific pocket mouse), 716 nucleotides. RefSeq names its product mitochondria localized glutamic acid rich protein (gene Mgarp). The transcript is spliced from 4 exons. Gene Ontology annotation, biological process: anterograde axonal transport. The coding region runs from base 33 to 716 and encodes 227 amino acids. The record is from RefSeq and is a predicted model, not a curated record. Gene Ontology annotation, cellular component: mitochondrion; mitochondrial outer membrane. Lineage: Eukaryota; Metazoa; Chordata; Mammalia; Rodentia; Heteromyidae.